CCUCUGACGUGAAAGGAUGCGCGUAGAUGUAAAGACCAAAUUUUUUUUACUACGAAGUGCCUCUUGUUUUAGUGUUUUUUAAAGUAGUGUCUUUAGUGUUCCUUUUGAACAUAAUAGAGAAACGGUAGAAAGUGUUCCUCGUUGAAUUUUUGCGAUAAAUUUGAGCACCGAACUGAUUCGUUGUGUGACAUCAUCAGAUCAUCUCCACCAGUGAUGGUUAUGGCCAACGGCGGUGGGGGGCUGGUGCAGUCCCCACCCGACAUGCUGCACCACCACAAUAUGAUGGACACAUCUUCCCACGUCGAAAUGAUGCCCAAGAAGCUCCGUCUCUCGCUGUGCGUGGGCUGCGGUGGGCAGAUCCACGACCAGUACAUCCUGAGGGUGGCGCCGGACCUGGAGUGGCACGCCGCCUGCCUGAAGUGCCAGGAGUGCCGCCAGUUCCUCGACGAGAGCUGCACCUGCUUCGUGAGAGACGGCAAGACCUACUGCAAGAGGGAUUAUACUAGGUUAUUCGGCACGAAAUGUGAUAAGUGCGGCGCGUCCUUUAGUAAAAACGACUUCGUGAUGCGUGCGAAGACGAAAAUCUACCACAUCGACUGUUUUCGGUGCUGCGCCUGCGCACGACAACUUAUACCUGGUGAUGAAUUCGCGUUAAGAGAAGGCGGCGCCUUAUAUUGUAGAGAAGACCACGACGUUUUAGAAAAGAGUGCAAACACAAGUGGUAGUAGCACGAACAACGCAGAAAGCAACAACAACACAACACUCAGCAACAACAACUCGCACCAUCCACAUGAACUGGGCUCUAUGUCAGAUUCAGGCAGCGAGUCGGGGUCGCACAAGUCUGGUCGGGCGCGGCCGGGCGCGGCGGCCGACGGCAAGCCCACCAGAGUCCGCACCGUCCUCAAUGAGAAGCAGCUGCAUACGUUACGAACCUGCUACGCGGCGAACCCCCGUCCCGAUGCGCUGAUGAAGGAACAGCUGGUGGAGAUGACAGGCCUCAGCCCGCGCGUCAUCAGGGUCUGGUUCCAGAACAAGCGGUGCAAGGACAAGAAGAAGACCAUACAGCUCAAGAUGCAGAUGCAGCAGGAGAAGGAGGGUCGGCGUUUGGGGUACAUGUCGAUGGGCGUGCCGCUGGUGGCGGGCUCGCCGGUGCGGCAUGAGGCGGGCGGGUCUCUCGCGCUCGAGGUGACCGCCUACCAGCCGCCGUGGAAGGCGCUCUCGGACUUCGCCCUGCACGCCGACCUCGACCGGGCCCCGCAGCACAGCGCCGCCUUCCAGCAUCUAGUUAACCAAAUGCACGGCUACGACAUCCCAUCGCUGCCGCCGCCGCGCGCGGCCCACGGAGGCGAGGACAACUACGUCACGUACCUCGAGAGCGACGACAGCCUGCCGCCCUCCCCCUAGUGUCGCCUCACCUAACCUCCCACACCGGGGUAGCCAUAGACAUUAGACAAUCCUCAAACUUUUAACUACCGUCUUAUCAGCGAAAACGUCAACGUGACAGCUAGUGAUGCCCCAGUUUGUUCGUGACACGUAUCGAUAUUUUUGUGUUCGUGUCACCGGCACCGAGCUGAAGCACUGGUUUUAUGAAAAUUAUUUGUGCUAGGAUGUAAAAUAAAUGUUAAUUUAUAGACUCAUAAUGCCUUAACUAUUGUUAUGGCAAAAAUUACUUCGACCUCGAGUAUUAAUAUAGAUAUCUAGUAGUAAGAUAUUUUUUGUUAAGUCGUUUUUAUAAAUUAUUAUGGUACAAUAGAGUUAGUUAUUAUGAGCAGUUAUAACAUUUUGUUAUGGUUGUAUCAAUAUUAUACGCAUGCAGCUUCUGCUGAUUCCUAUUAUGUGUAAAUACCGUAUUGUAUGAUAUUUCUAUACAUAAUAUUAUUACAUACCUAUUAUGUUCAACCUAAUUUACCUUUACAUGUUUGCAAAAUUACUUAAUGUAAUAUAGUUUGGCAUAUUGUGUUUUCAGAAAUUUUAUUACCUACUCAUCAUGACUUCUAGCUAAUUAUCUACUUUGAUUCAUUUAAAUCAUGGUUUCAUUAUUUGAAUACUACUUUCUUCUGUCUCUUUUCUAAGGUUUACCCUCUUGUUCGAGUCCAUUUUUAUAAAUACAAUAAUAUUAUCGCGCCUCCUCAUUUUUUCGCGUUUUCGUCGGCAUGGUGAUAUCGUGCUAAGUUCGACCUCUCUGUCACAACUCCCCUCUAAUUAUAUUCAAUAUAAUUAAUAUCUAAUAUCUAUUAUUCUUAAUUCCUUUUGGGCUAUUUUUUUAAACGUAUUACAAUAAUAUUAUGCGUACAUAUUACUUUUUACAUAAGUAAGUACCAUUAUAAAAUAGAUACGAUCAAGCUUUCCUAAAAGUACAUUAUUGUUAAUUUAAUCAAUUUUGUGAUGUUUACCAUUA
Messenger RNA from Aricia agestis (brown argus), 2398 nucleotides. RefSeq names its product insulin gene enhancer protein ISL-1 (gene tup). The transcript has 9 exons. Gene Ontology annotation, cellular component: nucleus. Gene Ontology annotation, biological process: axonogenesis; positive regulation of transcription by RNA polymerase II; neuron fate specification. The record is from RefSeq and is a predicted model, not a curated record. Gene Ontology annotation, molecular function: cis-regulatory region sequence-specific DNA binding; DNA-binding transcription factor activity, RNA polymerase II-specific. NCBI's taxonomy places the organism in Eukaryota, Metazoa, Arthropoda, Insecta, Lepidoptera, Lycaenidae. Bases 214 to 1404 code for a protein of 396 amino acids.